Messenger RNA from Rotaria sp. Silwood2, 537 nucleotides. Lineage: Eukaryota; Metazoa; Rotifera; Eurotatoria; Philodinida; Philodinidae. The record is from the annotation of a GenBank genome assembly.
AUGAUACCUCGAUCCAAUAAUUCGGUAGAAGGCUGGCACAAUGCAUUUGCUAACCGUGUUGCAUUAAAUCAUCCAAAUAUUGUGAAAUUGGCGGAGAAAAUUCGUCGUGAACAAUCAAAAUUUGAAGUGGACAUGGCGAAGAUUCUUCAAGGUCACAAUAUUAAGACGAAAAAGGCCUGCUACCGAAAAUUGGAUGAACGUAUUAAUCGACUGAAAACACAAUUCUUUGAUUACAAAAAAAAUGAUGCUGGUGGAAUACAUAUUGAUUAUAUCAAACAGAAUGUAAUUGAAACAUGUUUGUUUUAUGAGAAAGAUGAUAAAUUUUACAUCGUAAACGACAGUUUUAAUCAUCAACAAAUUGAAUUAAGUAUUAAUGAAUUUUUGGAUUCAGAGAAGCGAUUCGUGCAUUUACAAUCACUGAUCGGUCGAAUAGAAUUACAAGUCAAUGCUCUUAUUCGAGCAAUAAAUGAAGAAGGGCGUCCAUCAAAUACAGCUGGUAGUGGUCCAGGUGGAAAUGCUAUCGUUAAAAAACAAUAG